Messenger RNA from Phalaenopsis equestris, 775 nucleotides. Its product is annotated as DNA repair RAD52-like protein 1, mitochondrial. The coding region runs from base 75 to 635 and encodes 186 amino acids. Gene Ontology annotation, molecular function: DNA binding. The transcript is spliced from 4 exons. Lineage: Eukaryota; Viridiplantae; Streptophyta; Magnoliopsida; Asparagales; Orchidaceae. The record is from RefSeq and is a predicted model, not a curated record. Gene Ontology annotation, biological process: double-strand break repair via homologous recombination.
AAGCCACAACACUUCGCCUAAUUCGAUACUUCUCUUCACGUUCCAAGAGCCACCUGAAAGCUUCGCUCUAAUUGAUGGCGGUUGCCAACAGAGCCAGGGGCUUCGUCAACCUAUUGUCUCGUUCUUCGUUGCAGACGGGCUCAAAGCCCUUUCAGCUUCGUUGCUUCGCCGCAAAGGCUUCGCCAAUGAGGCCGGCGACGGUGGUAACAACAGUUGCAAAUGCAGUGGAGGACUUAGGGGUUCCUACCGAGGGGAUUAGCCGCCCUCUCUCUGAGAUCCUGAUGGAGCUCGGUAAGAAGGUUCCGGACUCCUUCGUGAAGGCACGGGUCGAAGACGGACAGACCAUCAAAUAUGUUCCAUGGCAUAUUAUUAACCGCAUUUUGAACCUGCAUGCGCCAGAAUGGUCUGGAGAGAUUCGAAACAUUGUUUAUUCGGCUGAUGGGAAAGCUGUAACGGUCAUUUAUAGAGUCACUCUUUAUGGAACUGAUGCUGAGAUCUACAGAGAAUCUACUGGAACCGCUUCUGUUGACGACACACACUAUGGAGAUCCAGUGCAGAAAGCUGAAGCAAUGGCGUUCAGACGAGCCUGCGCACGUCUUGGCUUGGGACUUCAUCUUUAUCACGAGGAUUUGUAGAGAUAAAAAAAAAUGAUGUCUUUCUCGUUUUGUCACAUGCAGUUCUUCUCCUUCUGCACUAAUUUGUUUCUCAUUCUCUUAUUUAAGUUUCUUAAUAGCUGUCAUAUAAACUUAUGUUUUAGCUGCUUCUGCUUUUGUAA